CGAUUGUGGCAGCAUAAGAGACCUGUUGCUUACUGUUGAAGAUUGAGCUGACUCGACUCGACUCGACUCGACUCGAUCGUCACUCGGCGUGGCUUGUGCCAUGGAGGCGGCCAACAGUUGGUGCCAUAGAAAAACCGUGAAGCUAUUGAAAGAUGCAAAAUUGAGUCGCCUGGAAGCCCUACCGGUACGUAAGACGUGGAUACGGUACAGUGCAACUAAGAUUUAACAUCAUCUUCAGGAAGGAAACCAAAGAUUUAGAACUGUCUGUACUCCCUUCUGCACACAUCACAUCACCAACGACAGCUACAACGACACAGCAGGAAGGAAGGAGCCCAACAACGGAUCUAUUGUUCACCACAAGAGGAAUAGAGCACCCUGAAUAGUCUACCUUCAAAUUUGUUGGAUCUCUCUCGACUCCAGUCUAGUCUUCCAUAGAAACCUGUCUGCUAGGCUUCUCGUGCUGUUUGUUUGUUGGAUAGAGUGAUUCCAAGCUUCAAGCUAUCAUAAAAUACCUGCAUUGCACUUUGCUGUCCCCACACCACACAUCCCACCAUGAUCCAAGAUUUGAUCAACCGAGCAUCCUUCCUUCAAAAAUGGCAACAGAAUAGCCGUGAUUCCGAUGGCAGCGCACUGAGCGCCCUUUCUUCGCAAGAAUUCAUGGGUCAAGUAGCGACCAUGGCGGAAGACAGCAUUAGAUCUAACGGAUCCAAUUCCUCUUUUCACACUGCCGCAACGUCAAUGGGACGGGCCGAUACUAAUGGAGAGGCCGAUGCUUUGGUCAAGGAUCUCACGAACAAGGUGGAGGGAUUGGAUGAUGAUACCGUGGUCUCGCUGACUGCCCGUGAAAUUCGUCUUCUGUUGGGUCUUCCCGACAAUCAGCAGCGCCAAUCCGUCAAAGACUGCAGCAGGCGCAGGAGGAGCACGGAAACGUCUCUCCCUCGGCUCAGUGAAGUCGAGUCGGAGUCGUCUGAAUUCAAUGUUACUGGUGCAUCUGUGCCACCCACGGUCAUUGAACCCACUGACACCUCUAACUUGUUCACCAUGUGGGACUUUACGUCCAAAGAAAAGCUGUCGGCAGAUGAAAUCCAGGCUGUCAUGAUUGCUUUGGCCGCAGAAAAUCAGCAAAGGUGGGAAGGACAGGAAAAUGACGGACUGGAAGAAGAUGACGACAUUCAUAGCAGCAGACCCAGCCCAUUGUCGUCACGUGAAGUUUCCAUCCAAUCUCUGUUAUUGGAUGAUGACGACAGCACCAAUAAUAACAUUGCCGAAUUUCUCGUGACUCUGGGUGGUACAACAACAACAACAACAUCCCAACCAGCUGCCAAACGCCACAGUCGAAAACUCAGGCGCCAGACAGAGAUACGUCAAUUGACAAUCCAGUCCGAGGAGGAAAAGAAAACUGACGAUUUAGAAGCAACAGCAAUCGAGAGUUGCCCCGACAUUCUUGCAGGGCGUCAAGUAUCCGUCCGACCCGUGCAGGCCCAUGAAGAAGGUUCUAUCCUUGACGUGACCCAAUUCGUCGUCACAUUCAGCGACAGCAGCAGCAGCAGCACGCAGAGCACUCCUAAAGGUGAAGAAGAAGAGGUUCCGCCACCUCCUCGACCUCUCUCUUCCUUUUCUUCUCUGGCCCGUCAGCUAUCUAUCCAGCCUGCGCCAUUUGACGGUCCCUUCUCAUUCCAAGGAGGAGGAGGAGGGAAUCCAUUUUCGGACGAAGAGGAAACAAUGCUCAUGAUGCCUGUGCCGGCAUUGACACGCCCAGGCAUGAUGUCAGAACGGCAAGUGAGCGUGAGAGUUAACGGAAAUCCCAAGCCUGUGUCAUUUCGGGUUCACGGGCUUUGAGAAUGUUGGAUAGUACAUGUAUAAUAAAUAGUUACUGGAAUACAUGCGACUGAUGGCAUUUCGCCGAUGGGAAGUGGUGACUUUCAUGGGUGCGUAGUGAUCAAUCACCCAGCGAUGCCAUUAGACGGCAUGACCAAUCCAUCGCGCAGCACGAAGCCCGCCCCUCCUUGGCUAUCAGAUGGGCUGACUGCACCGCUGGUUCGCAUAAGCUCGUGUACACUGGGUGUGGUACAUAUCUGACAGUCACAUAAACCAAGCAUCAACAUGCAAUUUUGUAUCUAAUAUUUAUCCUAGUGGGGCGUUCCAUGUGAUGCCUUCUGAAAUCAACAGGUAUGGUACGCACCCCCCGCGAGCCCACCAGCCCAGAAAAGAACAGGAAGGAAUACAUCAAAAGGAUUUGUUCACGACCAAGAAGGUCCUCAGGCUUGCUUGAAUAAGGAAUCCUAGCAUUCCUUUUUGACCACGGCAGUCACCAGCACUUCUGGAUCAUACUUCUUCUUGACAGGAGGGUUGUUGGGAGCGCUGGGAGACACAGAUUCACACUUGACACGAACCUGUCCAGUGGAAGAACUGCCACGGUUGGUGCAGGGAGAUGCUGUGGUCACCGAGGAUUCAAGACGUUGCUUCUUGGAACGUUGAUUGUUGAUAUUGCCAUUUCCCUGAGACUUGCUACGACCUUUGUCAUUGUCAUUGUGCACCAGAGGGGUAGAAUGCAAAG
Seminavis robusta is the source of this 2557-nucleotide messenger RNA. The record is from the annotation of a GenBank genome assembly. NCBI's taxonomy places the organism in Eukaryota, Bacillariophyta, Bacillariophyceae, Naviculales, Naviculaceae.